AUUGAAGAUAAAUGUCAUAAUUCCAAUCUGUCAAGUUCCAAGUUUCAAGUGUCAACUCCAACUUGUCAACUGAUAAUUAUCGAUUGUCAAUGACAGGAACUCAAAUCAGUUCCUGAACAACUCAAUAAUUUAAUUAAAUGUUUUAACUUGUAAAUUAAAAAACGAACAAUGUUUGUAUACAAAGUAUUGCUAAUAAUAUCACUCACAUACUUCACAGUCUGCCAGGCGAAAUCAUAUGAAGAUAAAAGAUGUAAAUGCAUUUGCCCAAGUAUCGCAUCAGUUAUUAACACGACAACUCCAUCAAAUCCAUCGAACAAACGUAUGAACUUCAUUGAAAAUGUUCAACCAUCUGAGUGCAAUUGUGACGGAGUUGUGUUACCAAAAAUAAAAGACCAACUCAAUGGGCAAGAACUUAUUUUUUGUCCACGUUGUGAAUGUAAAUAUGAAAAUCGUAAUACAACAAUUAUCAAGAUAGUUGUCAUAAUAGUAAUAUGGGUAAUAUCAUUACUAGUAAUCUACAUGUUGUUUUUAAUCUGUCUGGAGCCAUUAUUAAAUAAACGUCUUAGGAAAAGUAACAGUGGCGCUGGUUAUCAGGAGCAUACUAAUGAAGACGACGAAGCGAUAGCAGCUAAUGCACCAGGUACAUCCCACCCGAUGGGCGUCCGGAGCAAUGUAUUAAAUCGCGUUGGUCACCAGCAAGACAAAUGGAAACGUCAGGUCCGCGAGCAACGUCGCAACAUCUACGACCGGCAUACGAUGCUUAAUUAA
Microplitis mediator is the source of this 768-nucleotide messenger RNA. RefSeq lists its product as uncharacterized. The transcript is spliced from 5 exons. The coding region runs from base 169 to 768 and encodes 199 amino acids. The record is from RefSeq and is a predicted model, not a curated record. NCBI's taxonomy places the organism in Eukaryota, Metazoa, Arthropoda, Insecta, Hymenoptera, Braconidae. Gene Ontology annotation, cellular component: lysosomal membrane.